AUAGUCGAUUGUUCUCCUUGUACUAGAGGAAUAAUCGACUGAGAUUGGUCAGUUUUCUUGCGGCCUUACAUUUACGGUUAAAUUCUUCUACGUGCAACGGCCUUAACUAUCUUAAGUUUCUCUUUGCUAAUACAAAAGGAUGGUAAUGCAUCUUUCUGUUAAAAAAAUUCUUUACUGUACAUUUUUUGCAUUAACAUAGGAAGUUCAUCAGAGAAAUAAAAGUUUGAAGGUAUCACGAUGAAUACUAUUUCGACGGAAGAAGAGAAGAUAGUUUUCCAUUUUUUAAAAUCACGAGGCUGUUGUUUGCGAUGUUGUUUACGUUUUAUUGGACAUCGAAUGGCAGACUGUUACAUCAAACCUUUUGAAUUUGCAACACGGAUGGGUUACAUCAAAACAGAAGACAAUUUCUCUUCUGAUGAAAUACCUUGUAUCACAUGUUUAGGAAUUCUUCAAAAUAAAAUACAAGAAAAUGUAAUUACAAAGAUAACAGAUAAAGUAAAGCAAAAAGAUUAUGAUUGCAACACUUUUACUUGUGCAUUAACUGUUCCUGUAUCGAUAAAACUUAGAGAACACAUAUUGUAUGCUUAUAUAUCCAAAGAAACUAAUAUUUGUGAGUCUGUUAUAAGUUUUCUUAAAGCAAAACUACAAAAUAUUAAAGAGACUUGGAAGUUAUUUAUAACACCACAACUUGAACAAACCAUGAAAAAAUAUACAGAUUUGUCAACACCAUCACCUUUACUUAUUGAGAUUUUUUUGGUAUAUGAUGAUGAUGAAAUAAUAUUUGAAGCAUUGAUUCAGAAGCAUAAGAAUGAUAAAAACAAACGAAAGAGAAAAUAUAAUGAUAACAUAUUUAGUAGAAAGAAUAUUGAUACUUUGUUGAAUGAGAUAACAGAUGAGCAACUUUUGCAGCAAUUUACAAUUUCACAGAUUGUACCACAGACAUUUAUUCGUGUAGAUAAUGUUCUGUGUUCUCAUAGCAGUAUUUUUAUAGGAGGACGUUACAACAAACUUUCGAGAGAACUCAGUCAAACUCCGUGGUUUGUAAAUGGUGAGAAAAAAGUGGAAACUUCAGUACAAGACUUAUUGUGCAAUUCUAUUGCAGAAACUGUGAAAGCAGAAUCUAUAAAGUUUUUAUCAUCUGGAAGAGAAGACGUUGACGUCCGAAACAUAUAUAAUGGUCGACCGUUCGCGGUUGAGUUGCUGAAUCCUCGCAUGACAAAUAUCACAGAUGAGCUUUUGAUGUAUCUAGCUAAUAAUAUUAAUCAAUCGACGAAACAGGUUCAAAUAACGUCAGGAUUAAAAGUUCUCUCAAGAUUUGAUUUGCAGAAGCUUAAAGAAGGAGAGCAUGUCAAAACGAAGUUUUAUCGAGCAUUAUGUGUCUGCCGAAGCGCGAGCGAUAAUUUGCCGCAAGUGGAAAGCUUGAAUAAAUUGAAAAAUAUUAAGAUCGUUCAAAAAACACCAAUAAGAGUAUUGCACAGACGACCCUUAACUCCGCGUACUCGUUUUGUUUACAAGAUGCGCGCACGGUGGGCGGAGCCUCAAGAAUUGACGAAAUUGUUACGCACUGCUUCCGAGAGUGCUGACAAAUUUUUCGUUCUCGAUGUUAAAACACAAGCGGGUACAUAUGUUAAAGAAUUUGUACACGGAGAUUACGGCAGGACUAAGCCGAGCCUAUGUGAUUUUCUUAAUGCAGAAGUUGAUAUUGUUGCGUUAGACGUAACAGGUAUUAAUCUGAAUUGGCCAUAAUAUAUGUAUUCAAUAUUUUUAUAUAUUGUUUGU
Harpegnathos saltator (Jerdon's jumping ant) is the source of this 1779-nucleotide messenger RNA. RefSeq names its product Pseudouridine synthase 10 (gene Pus10). Gene Ontology annotation, molecular function: RNA binding; pseudouridine synthase activity. The coding region runs from base 238 to 1746 and encodes 502 amino acids. Gene Ontology annotation, biological process: tRNA pseudouridine synthesis. Lineage: Eukaryota; Metazoa; Arthropoda; Insecta; Hymenoptera; Formicidae. The record is from RefSeq and is a predicted model, not a curated record. The transcript has 8 exons.